UUACAGAGUCGAGGAAUAUACAGACACGAACCAUGGUCGAAGGUUUAACAUACGCGUAACGGAAAAUUCGAUUAAUCGCGGCGAGUACCGACGAACGUGGACGCGAGCGCGGUGGGUUGGCUCGAACAGAGGGAACAUUACGGUAACGUAAUACGGCCGCUAAUUAAUCGCGUUCGACGGGGAUUCAAAGUAAACGACAUUGACCGAGAAAUGGGAAAGCGAUCGUCGCGUAGAAAUUUUCUACCGCCGCCGCGCAGUAUCGAGUGUUGACUCGGCGCGUCGAUACGUGUCAAACGAGCCUUUCCUCCUGUGUAAUUACCAGACAGCGGUUGAUCAUGCAAUUUACAGCGUACACAGACAGACGAUUACACGGGGCCGACCGGUGCAAUAUACAGUUUAAUAAAGUUUAACGAGCUUUUCAUCUCAUUUGGGAACCGGCGGACCUUUUGAUCGGUUGACUAGCAGGUUUCUCGGCCGCGAGCAUCGAUACAAAUAUAACUGAAGCUCCCGCCCCCGAAUAAUCGAAUUCCUCCCAGCGGACCGAAGAAAGACGCCCGCCACGAAUAGCAGACCAAGGGAGAAGGCUGAGGGGAUCGGACGGACUCGUCUCGCCCCUCUCGCAGCCCUCCCUCGAUCGACCUCGACCGAACACCGCAAACACCACCGAACAGAGAUACUCCGCGUCGCUUCGUCGACGGAUCAGCCCGUCCACGUUGUCCUCGCCGACGCAAGCAACGAUCCACGAGCGAAAUCAACGUCCCUGGAGACUGGUCUUGGCGAUCGGAGCGGAACUGUUUCCCGUUCGUCGUCAUCGCUUGCUCCCGAUCCGCACAAUGGGGCGAGGUUGCUUGGCUAGCGGUCGCGAUCUGGCGAACCGGUAAACCCGCGGUCCCAGGCUGCCCCUGGACGGCGUCCCCGUGAUCGAGAGGAUCGAGGCAACGGCGGCCGGUGAACGAAUGUGCAGACCCGCGGAACCGGAGGAUGCCCGGCUGGCUGCGUUGGACAUGGGAUAGAUGAUAGAUCGCGAAUAAUGGGGUGGUAGAGCCAGGCGUGGAAGCGCAAAAAUGGAUUGGGUGCCUCGGCUCAGGUAGCCAGGGACGACCAAGUCGCACGGCCGCCGGGGCGAAACGAGCCCCGAUAAAACGAUCUUGUUUCUCCAUUUUCUUGCUUCCACCGGUCAGUUUCGCGGAACCUCCGAGGACUGUACCGUGGUAAUCGUUCCCUCCGCCUGUUACGCGCGGAAAGACUGACAGACACGGAUUCGUUCCACGGGUGUUCGGCUCGCGCGUGAUCCUCGCCGACCGGCGAAACGGUCGGAUCGCUGGCCGAGAGAGAAAGACUGACUCGCCACCGGCUACAUAUCGUGUUCUUUGGAUCCUGCCUCUCCUCCUCUCUUUCUCCCUCUAUCACGCUUCACCCUCGUGCCCGCACAUAUCUUUCGUCAGCCCGCGUAUCGAUUCCUAGCGGCUACCAUCUUCGAGGAAUCCCCGGAGUGGAUGUACCUACCCCGAGAACCUCCGUUUCCGAUUGUUGCGCGCGUAGAAACGAGAGUAUACGUGCACGCAUACUCGCAUGUAUACGUAUAUGUAACGUGUAUCUUAUAUUUAUGUGUUUGUAUGUACGCACCGAGUAAUCGGGAUAAUUCCGCCGCCUAAUCGGCGCGAAUCGUGCACGUCGAGAUCACCGGCUUCCGGAAAAGGAGCAGCGUCUGCGGAGGGUUUAACGGACACUUGCCGACGGGAUACAACCGAGUUUCUCGCGGACGAACCGAUUUUCGCGCGCGGACACAGACGGACCGAGAGAUCGAUCGGGACCAGUGAGAAGUGAAGUCAGUGCGACCGCAACAGAGCAGGAUGGGUUGUGGUCAGAGCAAAAUCGGCAACAUCUAUCCGAAGAACAAGAAGAACAAGAACAACAGCGGCAAGAAGAACGGCGAAUCCGUGGGUUCCGCGUCCGUGGAGCAGAAGAACGGGAACGGCAGCGCGAAGAACAACAAGACGAACAACAACGCCGUCGAGGUGAACAGAAACGAGGAGCAAAAUGGCACCGGCGACAAAGGGAAGAAGAAGCCGAGCCCGCCGGGAAGCGGUCCUUUGUUGCAACAGGCAGAGAUAUCCACCAGUCAGCUCGACUUCUUCAAGAUGCUCGACGAGAAGAUCGAGAAUGUAAGUUGCCUCGUCGGAACCGAGAAUCCCCGUCCAUCGCCGCAUAGAUCCUGUCCCUAGGGCCCUAACAAUAUUAGAUCGUCCCAUAAGCUCACACCGCAGUGUGUUUAUAUUUAAAUAUUUUAUUUAAAUGCGUCACAUUUUCUAAUUGCAGCAUAGAAACCCUUAUGCUUCAGUUUAGUUGUUAGAACGCACUUUGAUAUUUCAUCCAAUAUUAUUUUGUGUAGUAAACAAAUAAACGGCACGAACCUAUGGGACGACCUACACAUCUGUAUUCGUCGAGAAUUCGUUUUCCAUGGACUCCCAGUUUCCCUUGCUUCUCGCUUGAUCCGUGAACCGUUCGAAUGCCACGGGCAUUCGCGAAAAUCCAGUUGAAAACUGGCGAGAGCGAUCGCGCCCCUUCCAUUUCAGUUCAGAAACCGAAUGACGUUUUUCUGUCUGUACGUGAAAGAAAUUGUGAAACGCGAUCGUUCCGUGUUUCUGUUUCUAAGCAUAGAAUAACGAGAAUAAAGAUAAAUAAAUAACGGAGAGCGAUCGUGCUGCUUGGCACUCAAACGGUGAACGCUAUGUCGGACCCUGGUGACUGACGCUAUGACUAAAAAACAACAUACAAGAUAACCGGUGUGAGGUGAAAAUGUUCAAUAACGUAAGUUGAUAACAGUGUAACGCAAACAUUGUAACGAAUAAUUAGUAAUUUGUCUUUGACACAAAAGAAAAAGUCGGGAAAAGCAUUCUCGUGGUGCUUAACGUGUUAACACAUUGCGUGCCGGCUAAUUUUCAGAAAACUGAAUUGUGAUGGCAAUUUUCAGUGAGGUCAUCUUAUAUAUAAUACUA
Nomia melanderi (Alkali bee) is the source of this 2999-nucleotide messenger RNA. Lineage: Eukaryota; Metazoa; Arthropoda; Insecta; Hymenoptera; Halictidae. The record is from RefSeq and is a predicted model, not a curated record.